CCUUCACAUAGGUUUGUUAACCAAUUAGCAGCAACUUCACUUUGAUCCAAGUUAAAGGCAAAGGUCAAGGGUCAGUGAACACACCACACCACACCACCCUCUUCUUUUUCUUAUCAUAGAUAGAGGCUUUCACUGCUUCAAACAAGAAGAGCUAUUUCCAUCUUCCAGUCUAGGAUAUACAAGCAAUGUCUAAUAUGAUAGAGGUGAGAGUUCCAAAUCUUGAUUGUGAAGGAUGUGCUUCAAAAUUAAAGAAAGCUCUCUUCAAGCUCAAAGGAGUAGAUGAGGUGGAAGUUGAAAUGGAAGCACAAAAAAUAACAGUGAGGGGCUAUGGUUUGGAGGAAAAGAAGGUUCUUAAGGCAAUCAAACGUGCAGGGAAAGCAGCAGAACCAUGGCCAUUUCCAGGGCAUGCUCAUUUUUCCUCAUUUUACAAGUACCCUAGUUACAUUGUUAACCAUUACUAUGAUGCAUACAAAAGUGAAGCUACCAAUGGAGUCCACACUUUCUUCCACACCCCUGCAGUGUAUUCAGUUGCUGUGGCAUCUGAUGAAGCCUUUGCUUCUCUCUUUAGUGAUGAUAACCCACAUGCUUGCACUAUAAUGUAAUUGAACUAAACCAGGUUCAUGUAUACUUGUUUUCUUCACUUAAGGUUAGUUUCUAUUUGAAGAGAAGGUGAAGAAGCAAAAUUGAGUGAGGCAUCUUUUCCAAGGGAAUUUUGUGCUUUGUUUAUUGGUUAAUUUUUUUUGCCAGUUUUCUUGAGUGUGUUAUCAUGUGCCUCCUUUUAAUAUCCAUUGCGUUGCUUGGCUCC
Molecule: messenger RNA, 805 nt
Organism: Glycine soja
Lineage: Eukaryota; Viridiplantae; Streptophyta; Magnoliopsida; Fabales; Fabaceae
Product: heavy metal-associated isoprenylated plant protein 31-like
Exons: 3
Coding region: 186-602 (138 amino acids)
Molecular function (GO): metal ion binding
Source: RefSeq, a predicted model, not a curated record